Brassica oleracea var. oleracea is the source of this 798-nucleotide messenger RNA. Its product is annotated as soluble inorganic pyrophosphatase 1-like. NCBI's taxonomy places the organism in Eukaryota, Viridiplantae, Streptophyta, Magnoliopsida, Brassicales, Brassicaceae. The record is from RefSeq and is a predicted model, not a curated record. Gene Ontology annotation, biological process: phosphate-containing compound metabolic process. Gene Ontology annotation, cellular component: cytoplasm. The transcript is spliced from 9 exons. Bases 76 to 720 code for a protein of 214 amino acids. Gene Ontology annotation, molecular function: magnesium ion binding; inorganic diphosphate phosphatase activity.
GUUGAAGAUCACGCGCUUUACUGUUCUUUCUUCUUACUUUUCGCAAGAUUGUUCUGUUCUUUACACGAUUCCAAGAUGAGUGAAGAGGUCAAAGAGAAUCAGUCUGGGAAGCUUCAGAAGCCAACUCCACGUUUAAACGAGAGGAUCCUCUCAUCUUUAUCUAAGAGAUCGGUUGCUGCUCAUCCAUGGCAUGAUCUUGAAAUCGGACCUGGAGCUCCAGUGAUUUUCAAUGUGGUUGUUGAGAUCUCAAAGGGUAGCAAGGUCAAAUAUGAACUUGACAAAAAGACAGGACUAAUCAAGGUUGAUCGGAUCCUUUAUUCAUCGGUUGUGUAUCCUCAUAACUACGGUUUUAUUCCCCGCACAUUAUGCGAAGACAAUGAUCCGUUGGAUGUGCUAGUCAUCAUGCAGGAGCCUGUACUUCCAGGUUGUUUUCUGCGCGCCCGAGCUAUUGGAUUAAUGCCCAUGAUUGAUCAGGGAGAAAAAGAUGACAAGAUCAUUGCGGUAUGUGUUGAUGAUCCUGAGUAUAAGCAUUACACUGACAUCAAAGAACUUCCUCCUCAUCGUCUUACUGAAAUUCGGCGAUUCUUUGAAGAUUACAAGAAGAAUGAGAACAAGGAAGUUGCUGUAAAUGAUUUUCUACCGAAUGGUCCUGCUGUUGAAGCUAUUCAGUACUCAAUGGACCUUUACGCUGAGUACAUUCUUCACACCCUGAGAAGAUAAGAAAAGGACUAUUCCUGCCAAAAAAAAGCAAGAAUUUGUCUUAUAUUUGAAUUUUGAAUAAAGCACUGUUCAUGAAAC